Molecule: messenger RNA, 1305 nt
Organism: Truncatella angustata
Lineage: Eukaryota; Fungi; Ascomycota; Sordariomycetes; Amphisphaeriales; Sporocadaceae
Exons: 1
Coding region: 1-1305 (434 amino acids)
Source: RefSeq, a predicted model, not a curated record
AUGUUCGUAGGCGGAGGAGCACCAGCGGAUAUGAUAAAGCGCCAAGGCAUUACAAUUGGAGGACCUGGUGGUAUUACAAUUGGUGGCGGCGGCAAUAACAACAACAACCAGGCUGGUGAAGGAGCAAGGGCUGGGGCCGGAGCUCAGACCGGUGCGGGAGCAGGCGUCCCAAGUAACAAGACAGCAGAAGGUAUCGCUGCUCUGGAAGGCGCCAAGAACAACACUGGUGGUGGCUUGUCGAUUGGUGGUCUAACCCUAGGGGGGCCUGGAGGUGGUAUCACGAUCAACAAUGGAGGCAACGGGAAUAAGGGUCAGCAAGAAGGCCAGCCAGCCGCAGCUGCACCUGCAAAACCUGCAGAAGGUGCUGCUGCGGCACCUGCAGAGGGCAAAGGCUCCGCUCUCCCUGCUGUUCCUGAGAUCCCGAAAGUCCCUGCCGUUUCGGGUGAAGGUCAAAAGGGCAAUGCUCCUACGGAAGGGGUUGCUGCUCCUGCCGAGGGCGUUGCAAAACCUGCCGAAGGUGCUGCUGCUGCUGCACCCGCCGAGGGCAACGGGUCUACACUACCGGCCGUCCCUGAAAUCCCUAAAAUCCCUGCUACCUCGGAAGAGGGUAAAAACGGCGCUGCUCCCACUGAAGGUAUAGCCAAACCUACUGAAGGUGUUGCUGCGCCGACUGAAGGUAUUGCUGCUCCUGCCAAAGGUACCACAAAUACUUCGGGGAAUGGCCAGGCUGCCGUUCCAGCUGAAGGCCAAGCGGCUCCUGUUACUGGUGAAGCACCCAAGAAAGCAGAGGAAAUCGGCGCUGUUCGGGAGUCGGAACAAUUCGAUGGAAACGCAGGCAUUACCGUCGAUAAGAACGGUAAUGCGGUCAACUCGGGAGGCGAUCUGGGUAUCACAAAAGGCUCGGACGGCAGUACCUCUGUUGGUGGCGAAUCAGGCAUUAACAUCAUCGGUCGUGCGCUUGGCAUAUCCGUUGGCAGCGAGUCGGGAAUCGAGAAUGUUGAACGCAAAAUCGGUGCCGCUCCUGCAUCACCAUCACCUAUCAAGCCUCUGGUAGCACCGGCUGUCCCAUCCCUUCCCCCGGCAAUUGCUGUAGCGCCUGCAAAGUCCCUUCCGGCCCAGCCAAAGGCUCCUCCUCCACCUGCUGCUCAGAGUGUAGCUCCUUUGCCCACAGCACUGCCGCAGACUCCUGGUCAGGGUGAGAAGCCGGCAGCACCAGUGCUGGCUCCUGCAGCAUCGGCUUCCGCUGCGCCGGCUGCUGGUAUUCCCAAUUUUGUUCCUGGGACAACUCCGACUCGAGGUGCCUGA